CCGGGGCGAGCGGCCGGGAUGCGGUGCGGGAAGAUGGCGGCACCGUCGCGUCCUGCAGCCGGGGCGGCGGACGCUUGGGGCGGCGUGCGGCGGCGCUGCCAGCGGCUGCUCUACUGGGUACCGGUGCUCUUCAUCUCCAGCAUCCUCUGCUGGUCCUACUACGCCUAUGUCACACAGCUCUGCCUGCUGACAAUGACAAAUAUUGGAGAAAAAGUUGUGUGCCUGGUUGCUUACCACAUAUUUUUCAUGCUGUUCAUCUGGUCAUAUUGGAAAACAAUCUUUACGCUACCAAUGAAUCCGUCAAAAGAAUUUCACCUAUCAUAUUCAGACAAGGAAUCUCUAGAGAGAGAGCCUAGAGGUGAAUCUCAGCAAGAAGUCUUAAGACGGGCAGCCAAGGAUCUUCCUAUCUAUACACGGACAAUGUCUGGAGCAAUCAGAUACUGUGACAGAUGCCAUCUUGUAAAACCAGAUCGUUGCCAUCACUGUUCUGUAUGCGACAAAUGCAUUUUGAAGAUGGACCAUCAUUGUCCUUGGGUGAACAAUUGUGUGGGAUUCUCCAAUUACAAGUUUUUUCUUCUCUUCUUGGCUUACUCUCUACUGUAUUGCCUUUUCAUUGCUGCAACAGAUUUACAGUAUUUUAUUAAGUUUUGGACAAAUGGCCUUCCUGAUACUCAAGCCAAGUUCCACAUCAUGUUUUUAUUCUUUGCUGCAGCUAUGUUUUCUGUCAGUCUGUCUUCUCUCUUUGGGUAUCACUGUUGGCUUGUCAGCAAGAAUAAGUCUACAUUAGAGGUAUUCAGAGCUCCCAUAUUUCGUCAUAGAACAGACAAGAAUGGCUUUAGUUUGGGCUUCAGCAAAAACCUAAGACAAGUGUUCGGUGAUGAGAAGAAAUACUGGUUGCUGCCUGUGUUUUCAAGUCUAGGGGAUGGUUGCUCCUUCCCAACUUGCCUUGUUAAUCAGGAUCCUGAGCAAGCUUCCACACCUGUUGGUCUUAAUUCAACAUCCAAAAGUGAGAACCACCUGUUUCCUGCAAAGCCAUUGCGUGAUUCGCAGAGCCACCUUCUUACAGACACACCGACUUGGUCAGAAACUAGUGGAAAGCCUGAAAAAGGCAAAGUUGGUAUGACCAAUCCCGCGUUAACCAUGGAAAAUGAAACCUAGUUGCCCUUAAAAGAAAUAUCUGAAUAUAUAAGGAAAGUUCAAGAAAAUGCUGUCGUUGGAAAGAAGAUACAUUCUUCCAAAUAUCAGCCCUGUGGCCAGCUGCUCCUGUCUGCUGUGUGGAUGUGCUCAGAAAACAAACUGACAGAUGUCUACCUGUCUCCAUGUUACUGCUUGAAACAUGAAACUAAACAUACUACUUCUGAACCAUAUAAAGAACGUUUCAACUUCAAAAUUACUGGGUUUUAACAGUCCAUGUUCUUGCCUUGGUUUUGCCAACUCACCCGUUAAUUCAAAUUGCUUUAAGUAGUUGACCCUAAAAUCAAAUCAUUGCAUUGCUGGCUUCACAAAUUGGGAGAACAGCCAGUGUCGUUUACAAAUAAUUUAGCGACUGGUGGACUCUAUUUUCUUGAGUGUUUGAUAAGCAGUUUUUGAACAUAAGGAGACCGAGAUGAAGCAUCUGGGUAUUUUUGGAAAACAUUAUUGCAAAAGCUCUGUUUUAAACCAAUAGUUUGAAAAGUUGCGGGGGCGGGUGGUUAAAAAGUGGAGCAAUAAAAAGCCUGCGUUCAGAUGCCUCAUACAUAAAUGAAGCUGGCCAGCUGGGGAUUUUGAUGAGAGCUGCACAGGACAGUGCUAUGAAUUGGGAAUUUUAUUGUCCCAUCUGGAGUUGUUAUCCUUUGGGAUAUCAACUAGUUGUUAGUUGUUUUCCUUUGCAAAACAAAUAAUAUUGGCACUUACUUAACUUUGAUCCAAAAGGCUUUUUACCAACCUGUGUUCCUGAGGGCCGCUGUGUUGAAAUCCUCGCUUCUUCUUAAUCAGUAGCUGUCUCAUUUGUUUUUUCACUUGUUCUGUAGGACACUGCCUUUCUUACUGCAUAACUUAAUAUGUAUGUAGAAUCAAGGAGACUUGCCGUUAUAACUUACAAUAUUUGCAUUUACAGGACAAUGGACAUUUGAUUGCAAUACCAAAAAGCCAAGCUGCUGCAUGUAGGAAACCCCCCUGGAAUUAAGUUAGGAGCUAGCAGCUUUCUUAGGAUCAGAGUUGACCUGCCAGAUAACUAAAGAUGCAUUAUCCACUUUCAAAGUCAAGGAAGUUUCAGCAACAUAAAUCUAAUUGUCUUGUGCCUUUUGUAUACACUACAUUUAGAGUAUCAGUGUUUACAUUUAAAUGCAAAUUGUUAUUCUGAAAACAACUUCAGGAGGAACUUAAUUAUGCUUUCUAGGUGGUUGGAUAAAAAGACUAGUCCGGGGAGGAAAAAAAAGGUGAAAUUCCAUCUCUCAGACUUGAGCUCAGUUCAAUUGAAGCAGAAAAGAACUUCUGCUAUCAAACCUGCAUCGCUUGGCAAGUUGGUUCACAGUGCAAGAUGCCAGUUGUUUCUUUAGAAAACUGGCAGCAGGACUAAGUGACAGGGUUCUGAAAGCAAAAAUCUUACUCAUUCUUCUACAGGCAGGUAGCUUCAGAAUUUGCUUUUCCUGCGUUUACAACCUAAGUGAUAGCUGUUGGAGCACAAAUGUGGCUUUUCUUUUCUAGUGAGGAAAAAAAUGUAUUUAUUUUACCUCUCUUCUUUUUUUUCUUUCAUCUCAAAAUUUUACCAGCCUGAAAACGUUUCUUGCCAGAAGUGCCAGAGUAUGGAUCCCUUGAUAUAGAACACCUUUUUAUUUAACUAGCAUGAAGGUAGCAUACAGUUUACAUGAUACCUGCAGACAUCUAGCAACCAAAAGUUUUUCACAGCUAUUUAUUCAAUGUUGUUCUGUCAGCUUACCUUGUAUUUGUGUUUGUUUAAAGGGUAAUUUGUCAAAGGAUAAGGGGGAGAGGGGAAAAUAUAUUUUUUAACACUUCAAGUUCUCUAGCUGUAUAGUCUUGUUUUUUACGCAGUUACUCACAAGGUGGCUUGCCAUGGAGCAUGCACUUGAAAAUAUUGAGUAAAAAGUUGAAAUUCAGCUUCAGUGUAACUUGCUCCAUAUUUUUACGUUGUAGAGAUUUCUUUCCCAGCAAAACACAAUGGGAACGGGUCUCUCUAAUACAGACAUCAGUGUCCCUGACCAUGUCCAGGUUCUGAGAGUUCUCAGUAAGCCUGGGGAUCGGUGUAGAGAAAGGACAGGGAUAAGGGAUUGAGAAAUGCCUGGCUUCUCCAUGUCUCAGAAGUCAUGUUUAGAAAGCACAACAGCCCUAAAUAAUCUGUAGCUUUGAUGUAGUCAGAGGUUGUCCCUUUGCCACCAAACUGAUGAAGGCAUGGGAAACGUGCUGAUUACAAGAAGAGGAGGGGUAAUGAUGGUUGCUCAGAGGCAAAUGUUCAGCAGAUCUGAGCCAAAGGGCUGUAGCCACACAACCUCUCAGAAUGGGUAUGAGCUGUGCCUCCACGAACAGCACUGUCAGCAGGCUUUUGAGGGUUCCUGGCAGUUCUCACAGUAAAGAGUAUGGACAAAAGUGAGCUAAUCAUGCUUCAAAGUAUAAUUUUUGAUAUGACUGUAUUCUUGGCUUUUAGCUCUCUUAAUACUUUCUAUAGUGAAGUGAAAGUGGUAAGUUUUUGACAUACUGUCAGUGAGCGUUGAUGCUGUUACAAUGCAUGCAGGAGGAUUUGUGAAUAGGUAAGGGGAGUGAGGAAGCACUGUUGUUUGUCCACUUACACUGAUUCUCUUGUUCUUUAUAUUCUUGCCAGGCACUUUACUACAGCCUUUUGUGUAAUUUCUGUAUUUUUUUCAAAGACUGCUUUUUACCUACUGUACAGUUACUAAUCUACUUUUUUGCUAAAAAGAAAAUAAUAGCCCUGGUAUUUGUCUAGCAGUAUGACUGCAUUUCAAGCUUCAGAAGAAGUUGGAUUGAGUUCUACAGACUUCCAGAUGGGCCUGAGUCCCUAAUGACAACAGAGUUAAAUUUAUUUUCUGUAUAUGUAAACAGUCAUAUGAAUCAUAGCCCCCCCACAUGCAUAAGAAACUUCUUUAAUUUCUAGGUUAGAACUAAUCUGAUACAUGUCUGCACCAGAAGUGUUUCACACAUAGUCUACAUCAGCUGAUGUACGGGUGAUGGAGUGCUCCAAGUCUUCACAGAUAACUAUUUUUCUUAAGAAAAUGGAAAACCUAGAUGCUGGUGAGCUCUUCCCACUGAGCACCUAGGCACGGCUGCUGCUAUGCACUUUAAUUCGUUAAUGUGAGAGAAAAAAACAAGUUUAAGUUGCAGAUUGAAAGCUAUUUAGUAGCCUGAACUGUGGGCAGGUAAUGAAUGAAACACUGGUACCAAUUUUAGACUGUUUGCAUACUUAAAAAUCAGGGCCUUUAAUCAAGAUUUCAGGAAGGUUGGAGGAAGCAAGUUCAGUUUAAGUGCACAAUGGUACACGGAGCUGUUAAUCAACAUUUGGACUGCGAGUUCCUGCCCUGACUCAGUUGACUGGUGUGCUGGGGGGCAAUAUAUUUCUAUGUAGAUUUAGUGUAUAACUUUGCCACUUGUUCAUGUAUUGCUCACAUAAAUAAAUGCUUCAUGUUCAGCAAGUUCUGUACGUAGUAGUCAUUUGACACAGUACCUUCAGUUUUACUGUGUAUGCGAACAACAGAAGAGCACUCAUCUCUACUGUGGCUCCAUUAAACAAUGGAGUUGCUGUAAAUAUCCCCCUUCACUGCAGAUAUUUGACUUUUUCAGGUAAGAUUUCUUUCCCUGGUUUAAUUGGUAGAUCCAUAGUGGCUCACAAAGCACCUUAUAUUGAAGGAGGGUAAGAGGGAACCAAAUCUUUUUUUGGUCUUUCAUGGGUGAAACAUUCCAUGCCUUCAUAUUGGCAGCACAGGUACAGCUGCACUCCUUUGGAUACUGUCAGAGGUUAAAAAGGCAGGAUUCUUUCUUAAAAGAGGCAUUCUUAAACCUUCCUUA
Molecule: messenger RNA, 5013 nt
Organism: Cuculus canorus (common cuckoo)
Lineage: Eukaryota; Metazoa; Chordata; Aves; Cuculiformes; Cuculidae
Gene: ZDHHC2
Product: zinc finger DHHC-type palmitoyltransferase 2
Exons: 13
Coding region: 19-1158 (379 amino acids)
Biological process (GO): peptidyl-L-cysteine S-palmitoylation; protein targeting to membrane
Cellular component (GO): Golgi apparatus; endoplasmic reticulum
Molecular function (GO): protein-cysteine S-palmitoyltransferase activity
Source: RefSeq, a predicted model, not a curated record